AUGACUGCCGAUAUCGACUGGUUGACAAACUUGGGGGGCCAAGUACGUGGCAGUCAAGGUCAUCACCGCGGAUGCCAGUGCCGGAAGCUAGCUAGCUACUCUCUCUUGGAAAACUCGUCGUCUAGACCAGGAAGAGAAAUACUUCCAUCGCUCAUUGACAAAUUUUGGGCUGCCGGUCCCAAUGGGAAACAUCGCGGUAUCGGUACUCCGCCGGCACAGAUGAGCUUGUACGAUGCGAAGGAGGCUUCAACGUUUUGUCUUUUUCGACCUAAGGUCGCGCGGUCGAUUAUCGCUCAGCUCAUUCGUGGGGUGGCAUUUCUUCGCAGCGAGGGCAUUAUACACGGCGACCUUCAUCUGGGCAAUAUUUUGGUCCAAUUUCCCGAAUCAAUUGAUCAGUAUACCACAUCAGAGCUAUACGAGAGAUUCGGAGAGCCAGAGCCGGAGGCUGUUGUUCGUCUUGAUGGCAGGUCACUGUCGACGAGCGUACCCGCACAUGUAUUCGUUCCCGGUUGGUUUGGUUUUCGUAGCGAUGACAUUGCACUUGGGGAGGAGAGGAUUGUGCUCAGCGACUUUGGAGAAUCUUUCAAUCCUCACAAAACACCCAGAUUCUUUUCAAAAACCCUCCCUCUCAUCCAACCGCCUGAGGCCCGAUUCUCGGGUGAGCCGCUCUCCUUUGUCUCAGACAUUUGGACGCUUGCCUGCACUAUCUGGGAGAUUUACGGCCAGCGACCUCUAUUUGACACUUUUUUUUCCCCAACUGCAGAGCGUGUCACCGCGGAGCAAGUAGAAGUCCUUGGUAUUUUACCUCAUGAGUGGUGGGCACAGUGGCAUAGAAGAGUGGAAUGGUUCAAUGAAGAGGGGGAAUUGGAUUUAAAGCCGGAGAUGGCUAGACGCCACGAUGGCGUGCGCAGGACUUGGGAUGUGAGGUUUGACUAUUGUAUACAGGAGCCUCGAACCGAGGCGGGCAUGGAGAUCGUGACGGAGGAAGAGCGGAGGGCGUUUGAGGUGAUGCAUCGCUCAAUGCUGACCUCCCGGCCAAAUGAAAGAGCGACAGCACAGCAACUAUUGCACUCGGAGUGGAUGAAAGGCUGGGGGCAACCAGCUCUCUUCAAGAGCUGGAGUGAUGAAUGA
This is a messenger RNA of Talaromyces atroroseus, 1131 nucleotides long. RefSeq lists its product as hypothetical. Gene Ontology annotation, biological process: intracellular signal transduction; protein phosphorylation. The coding region runs from base 1 to 1131 and encodes 376 amino acids. Gene Ontology annotation, cellular component: cytoplasm; nucleus. The record is from RefSeq and is a predicted model, not a curated record. Gene Ontology annotation, molecular function: ATP binding; protein serine/threonine kinase activity. Lineage: Eukaryota; Fungi; Ascomycota; Eurotiomycetes; Eurotiales; Trichocomaceae. The transcript has 3 exons.